CCGAGACCUAAGACGGAGGGAGUAAAAUAAGGGGGAUAAUUUGGGUUUUGUUUCAUCAUGGUUACAUCCAAUGUAUAUAAGCAUCUGUGGACUUAAAUUCUCUGAUUAAUAUGAUCCAUCAUAUUCCUUUGUUCCUGUGAAACUGUUUUUCCUACUUUCGAUCGAAAUAAAGUUAUUGCGAAUACAGAACUAAAAUCCAACUAUCAUCCACAGUCAAACGCACAAUCAUAUAUGGCCAAUACACAUAUAUCUAAACUUUCAUACUUGGGAGAUCCUCUGGGCUUUGAAUUUCCUUCUUCAGAAGAAUCGUUAUUACCAAAUGAUGAAGAGCAGGAGAAGAUUGAACGUGCCGGAUCGAUAUUCAUCAAGUCUGGCAUGAAAAAAGUAUCUCCAUUUCCAACAGUUUCGGAGGGAUCAGAGCGAACGACUGGCAAACACAUUUUUGCAGCAAUUAUUACCGGAAAAGGUCAAGCUGAUCCUGCAAAUAAUAGUAAGACGGAAGAGAUGGAGGAAAAUGGCAUUGAAGAUAACAAAAGUGAUGCGAUAGUUGAUAAAACAUUUGAGAAAGAGUCAUCAGAGAAGACACGGUCAAACACAGAAGAGUCACAUUAUGAAGACCAACGUACUUUUCUGCCCCAAAACUCAUUGAUCAGGAAAAGGGCAUCCCUACGGCAGGUCAAUUCUAUCAGCUCCUUUGUCAAUCCUUAUCUGCGGGACAGCUUACUUAGAAAACAUCAAAAAGAGAUUGCAAACGACGAAAAUUUGAGCAAAAGGGUGCAAUCAAUGGAAUUGGGGGUUAGAGCAAGCCCUGAAGUUGCUGAUCUUGCCGAGUUAGAGGAAGAGGAUGUUGAGUCUGAAAUUGAUAAGGAUAAACUUGAAAUUCCGAGAAGAAGUUCCAAACGUAUAACAAGAUUGCAAAGUAUCAAAAAAUGGAGUCAGCUGACUCGGAAUAGCUCCAUGGCCCAUCGAAACAGAAAUCUGAGCAGAAGCAACACCAAGAAAUCUGUAAAUACGCUUGCCAAUGACCCCAAGAGGUACCGUCACAGCUUCAAAAGUGUUGACCUAUCAGGUUUGGAUCAGAUUCUUGUAGAGUUGAUGAAUGUCAAGGAAGGGUCCGCGAUCAAUACUCGCCAGAACUCGACACAUAGCAAAACGAGUAUUCGAAAUGCCCAUGAAAACUUAGUCAAAGAUGAGUCUAGUGAGGUGAACGUAAAACCGUUCAACGUCAGUAAGAGCAUUUCUCGGAAUCGGAGUCUGAAAAGAAGUAUCACUACAGCGAAAAAUGAGAUGAAAACGAUUUCAGAGCACUCCUACGCCUCUUCUGAACCUAGCAGAACCCACCAUCAGGAGACCGGUCUUCCUGGUGGGAAGGAGAGCGUGAAGGUGGAUAGUGGAUGUGAGUUGAAAAGGUCGAAUGCGGUGAAACGUAAGCCUGUGUUGAUUGAGUACUUGCUCAAGAUACUGAGAGCGUUCAAAGAGGCUGGUAAGAAGUGCUGGAGAGUGAUCAAGAGUCCGACAAGGAAGAAUGUGGCGUUCAAGGGGAAGAAGGCUCCAGGCACGCCGAAAAGAGGCCACAAGAAGAAAAUGACGAUCAGUGAGCCCGUGUUGGUGGACAUUGCAGACACGCCAUUUGGCUCGCAAGUCAUCAAUAUGGGAGAUGCGGGGCCAGCAUCGGCAGCGUCUGCUGCCGCAUCGCCAUCGUCGAGUGCGCCAUCGGCGGCGGUGACCAGCGGUUCCAGCAAGAGCGCAGCAGCAGCUGUGCCGGUCACGGAAAGACUAAGCACAAUUGCGUCCAUGGGCGAGGACGAGAAGAGCAAGCACUUCUCUGUCGAGGACGGGGCUGCCCGCGGGGAGCCGGACCGCCUGGAGGAGCUGUGGAGACAAUACCUGAGUGCGACGAUCCGGAACCGGAUCGACAUGAAGCUGGACGUGUCCAAGCUCGACUACAUCGAGCGGGUGAAGUCCAUCCAGAGCCACCCGUCCCGCCGGGAGUCGAUCGAGCGGAGCGGGAACGUGCAGGUGGAGAAGAUCCUGGACAGAUACAUCGUCUCUGCGGAAAGCAGCCGGGCCUCCACCAUCACGGCCAGCGUCAGCAGCGUGGCAGACAGCAUGGUGACUGCGCCGCUGUACCGGUCGUCGUCCGAGGCGGCGUCCUCGCACACCCGCGUGUCCACGCGGACGUGGGCCACCAUCGACAGCGACAGCGACGCCGCCUCCACGAGCAGCGUCUCCACCAUAGAGGAGGAAAGCGACUUCGACGGCCUGCGAUCCGGCCGCUCGUCUGUGUCCUCGCUCGACCCGACCCAACCCUCCGAGGACGUGAGCGACGUCUACGACGACUACAGCAUGCUCUCGGACGCGGACGACCCCGCCGCCCGCCACAGCGACGCCGGCGUCGCCACCGCCACAGGCACCGUCGCCAGCAGCUACACGCUGGGCCACAAGCCGUCUGCACGCACCCUCAAGCCGUCUGCACGCAUCCUCAACCUCCAGGGCGUGCUGACCCGCCGCAACAGCGCCGUCUCCAGGACCCGUCUUGGCGGCAGCGUCUACUCGACCAGCGUGUGUUCCGCCCCCGACACCGACCGCUCCGACGCCUUCUCCUUCACCCGCAGCGUCCCCAGCGUGUGCCGCGUGUAACCCGUAUAACUCAUCUUUAUAGACACAACGACCCAUUUGUAAUCGCACCCUGCCCACUGUCAUCCGCCGACGACCGCGUCAGCUUUUUUCUUCCCUUUCCGAACGCCGGCACGCCUGACGCCCGCCAGGCCCGAACGCCGAACACCGAACCAGCACCGACCACGCAGCCCGGACCGCCUUUGCGGUGGUUUGCCCCGUGGUUGUCAGCGCCAGCCCGUGUGUGCCAGCCUCGGGGUUACGUGGGGCCGGGGCCAGCAGUAGCCAGACUCGGCGUGGAGAUAACCCCGGCGGCCGGGCGUUAAGCACUAUCGCCGCGCACCGGGAGCAGAU
Molecule: messenger RNA, 2970 nt
Organism: Pichia membranifaciens NRRL Y-2026
Lineage: Eukaryota; Fungi; Ascomycota; Pichiomycetes; Pichiales; Pichiaceae
Exons: 1
Coding region: 232-2640 (802 amino acids)
Source: RefSeq, a predicted model, not a curated record